Messenger RNA from Rhodofomes roseus, 1179 nucleotides. RefSeq lists its product as uncharacterized. The record is from RefSeq and is a predicted model, not a curated record. The coding region runs from base 1 to 1179 and encodes 392 amino acids. Lineage: Eukaryota; Fungi; Basidiomycota; Agaricomycetes; Polyporales; Fomitopsidaceae. The transcript has 4 exons.
AUGUCCGAGUCGCCAGACGACUCAUCGGUCACGUCACCGGCGGGGCCGUGGCUUUUGAUCGCUUGGAUCUCAGAUGCAGAUGCCUCCGAAGAUGCUGCGACGCGUGACGUCACCUUGCUCUCCCCGCCCUCACAACGCGCCCUCCACUCCCGUCUCGCCCUUCCUCCCCCGACCACGCACCUCCCCGACAACCUCACGCCCUCACAGCGCGCCCUCCACUCCCGUCUCUCGCCCUUCCUCUGCCCACCCUCGCUCGACCUCCAACAGCCAAACGUCGACCACGCCAUGGAGAACCCCGCCGCCGAGAUCGAGGACGUCAUCCUCGCCAUCACCGCCUCGCUCAACCCAGACGUCCAGAGGGCCGCCAUCUACCGGUACUUCGCGCCCGACGCGUCCUUCCGCCACCCCCUCUGCACCGUGCCCCCCUCCAGCAAGCCAGCCACCGUCUACCCGCCGUCCCAGGCGUCGCCCGUCCUCCACGCCUUCCCGUCCCCCCUCCCGUUCCUCAGACGCCUCCCCGCCUUCGUCGUGCGCCUGCUCACCCCGACCGGCCUCGCGACCUCCUCGAGCCGCGAGACCAUCCUCCGCGUCUACCAGUGGUACCGCGUCCUCAGCCCGCACCUGCGCGUGCACGUCAACAACGUCGUCUACGACGCCGCCCGCAACGAGAUCUACGCCGAGGUCGUGCAGCGCUUCCACAUCCGCUGGAACGUCCUCAUGCCCGCCGCAGAGUCCAGGCUCAUCACGCACAUCACGCUGCGCGAGCUCCCGCACGCCGCCCCCGCGGGCAAGCCGCUCUACGUCAUCGCCGCGCAGGAGGACUUCUACCACCCGGAGGACCUCCUCGCCUUCGUCGCCCCGCUCCUCGUGCCCCUCCUCCUCGCCCUCCUCCUCCUCGGCACCUGGGCCUGCGUCCUCGGCGCGUCGCUCGGCCGCGCUGCGGGCUACUGGCGCGUCAAGCGAGGCGGGGGCGAGGGCGUCCACGGCAUCGAGCUCGAGCCCAGGGGCGCGCCCCCAGUGGACACCCACGAGGCCUCGUAUGCGGACAAGGCAAAGCAGGGCCUCCUCAAUGGCGACAAGGGCAAGGGCGAGGCGGAGGCAGAGGCGGAGAGCCCGGUCGCGCAGCCCGUCGCGAAGGAUCCGGAGGAGUGGCCGACGCCCACGGAGGCGUUCGAGUGA